Messenger RNA from Trichechus manatus latirostris (Florida manatee), 9423 nucleotides. It is a transcript of the gene ZNF318, whose product is annotated as zinc finger protein 318. The record is from RefSeq and is a predicted model, not a curated record. Gene Ontology annotation, molecular function: nucleic acid binding; zinc ion binding. Gene Ontology annotation, cellular component: nucleoplasm. Gene Ontology annotation, biological process: negative regulation of DNA-templated transcription; positive regulation of DNA-templated transcription. The transcript is spliced from 10 exons. Lineage: Eukaryota; Metazoa; Chordata; Mammalia; Sirenia; Trichechidae. Bases 121 to 6843 code for a protein of 2240 amino acids.
AGGGAUUGCUCUUGCUGCGGGGGUGGCGCGCGGCGGCUGCAGCUGCGGCGGCGCGCUCAGGGCCGACGUCCAGGGCGCCGCCGGGUCGAAGCUGCCGCCGUGGCCGCUGCGGCCUGAGCCAUGUACCGCAGCGGUGCCCGCUCCUCUGUUUCUUCGCACCGGCCUAAAGACAGCGGCGGGGGCGGCCCGCGCACCGGCCGCAACUCCGGCUCUUCCUCAGGGCCGGCUCGCCGCGCCUCGCCGCCGCCCUCCGGUUCCUCCUCGUCGCGUACCCUGGCCCGCAGGCCCCGCUCGCCCUCAGGGCACCGCAGCCACCGGGCCUCGCCCUCCCCGCCACGGGGUCGCCGCGGCUCCCCGUCGCCACUGCGAGGCCGACGACUCUUCCCGCCGGGCCCACCCGGGUUCAGAGGCAGCAGCCGAGGGGAGUCCCGCGCCGACUUCGCCCGGGACGGCCGCGGAGACCAUCUAGGCGACAGCGGCAGCCGGAGACGCUCUCCUGGUCUGCGUUCUGAUUCUUCCUUGGAACAGAGUUUAAGGAUCACUGUUGGCAAUGACCACUUCUGUGUUGGCACACCAGAACGGCGGCGGCUUAGUGAUCGGCUGGGGUCACCAGUGGAUAAUCUGGAGGAUGUGGACAGGGAUGACCUAACUGAUGACUCUGUCUUCACUCGAAGCUCCCAGUGUUCUCGAGGUCUUGAGCGAUAUAUUUCCCGGGAGGAGGGGCCUCUUAGUCCCUUCUUGGGACAACUUGAUGAGGACUACAGAACAAGAGAAACUUUCCUGCAUCGAUCUGAUUAUAAUCCCCAUAGCAGUUGUCAUGACGAGCUAUUGUGCAGCACAGAACGGACUAGAGACAAACUCAAAGGCUCCUACUCUAUGCGAUCCGAGGAGAGGAACCGGGAGGCCAAACGGCCCCGUUAUGACGACACAGAGAAGAUACACGGCAUAGGAGGGACUGACCUGAAUUUUACAGCAGGGAGCCGCAACUAUCGACAGCGUAGACAAAGCCCAAGCCCUAGGUUUCUAGACCCUGAGUUUCGAGAGCUGGACCUUGCUAGGCGAAAGCGAGAGGAAGAGGAAGAACGAAGUAGGAGCUUGAGUCAGGAGCUGGUGGGAGUUGAUGGUGGUGGCACUAGCUGUCCUAUCCCUGGAUUGUCAGGUGUCCUACCAGCAUCGGAGCCAGGAUAUUCUUUACAUCGGCCUGAGGAGGUAUCUGUGAUGCCCAAGAAGUCCAUUCUGAAGAAGCGGAUUGAGGUGGAAAUGGACCCUUCCAUGCAGCUUGAGAGAUUUUCCAGCAGUACCAGCUCCAGCCAGGAUCACACACUCUACUCUGGACACCAGCCUCUUCCACUAAGUGGUGCUAUAGCUGCUUUUGCUUCAGAAAUUGACAACAACAAGGAGACUAUGGUGAAGACUGCCUUGAAGGAACCUCAGGACAACCUCUACCAGUGGGGUCCCCUCCCUGGGAUAUCCAAAGACAACAGUCCUCUCAGAGAAAAGUUUGGAAGUUUUCUGUACCACAAGGAGAAAUUGGAUAUGAAGACUGAGGGACCUGAACGGCACACAGACUUCUUGCUGCCCCAUAAGAGGGCUAGCCAGGAUGGCAGUGGUUUUUCCCGCAUUCUGAGAAUGUUGGCAGAUUCUACCAGUACACAGGAAAAGAGGCGACGUAGCUUCCCUGACAUUGAGGAUGAGGAGAAAUAUCUCUAUGGGGAUGAAGAAGAGGACUUAAAGGCAGAAUCCCCACCAAAGCCCCUUGCGGGCUCUGAGAGUGAAGUUAUGAGGCAGAAGGCAAGCUCCCUUCCCUCUUCAGUUCUGUCUGUAAAGCGAGAAUCACUAGAAGAGACCAAUCCAGAAUAUGCCAAGAUUCAUGACUUGCUCAAGACCAUAGGACUGGAUAUUGGAGUAGCAGAGAUUAGUAAUCUGGCUGCGCGCACCCAGGAACGACUUCAUGGCAAGAAGCCAUCAUCACGUUCCUCAGACGACCGCCGUUCCUCAGUUGACCGACACUUUUCAUCUGAUUGUCGUUUCUCAGUUGACCGCCAUUUCUCAGCUGAUCGGCACUCCUCAGAUCCCCACAGACUGGAGAGCAGAGAGGCACACCAUAGCAGUACCCACUCUUCAGAGGUGUCCCAUCCAUACCCAGCCUCCCUCAUGGAUCCUUACCUGCUCACAAAAAGCAACCCCCCUUUCCUAAAGUCUGACCAUCCAAUGGGUCAGGUUUCAGGACCAGAGAUGGUUGGCAGUGGAUUUCAGUCAUCUGUUGCAGUCAGAUGCAUGUUGCAGUCAGCCCCGUCUGCUCCAAUUAGACUUCCACACCCUGCUUCUUUAUCUCAGUAUCACAUGCCAAGGGCUCCUCAGUUUGCUGCAGCGCGAGUACCUCCAAACUACCAGGGACCUGCCAUUCCCCCUGCCUCCUUUGAUGCCUAUAGGCACUACAUGGCAUAUGCAGCCUCAAGGUGGCCCAUGUACCCCACCUCUCAACCAUCAAACCACCCUCUGCCUGAACAACACAGGGUGAUGUCAACUACCAAACAAGCUACUCGUAGCCGUCCUAAUCUUCGUGUGAUUCCCACUGUGACUGCUGAUGAUCCCAAGCAGGAGGAGCCAGUGCUAAGCUCAAUUCCUUCUGUUCAAGUCCCUGUCCAGGUGUCCAUCCCGUCACUUAUAAGAUACAAUCCUGAGAAGAUCUCUGAUGAGAAGAAUCGUGCUUCCCAGAAGCAGAAGGUUAUUGAAGAAAGGGAAAAGCUGAAGAGUGACCGGGAAGUGCGCCAGAAGAAGAUGUACUAUCUCAGGACUGAACUGGAGCGGCUUCAUAAACAACAAGGAGAAAUGCUGCGCAAAAAACGAAGGGAAAAGGAUGGCCACAAAGACCCGCUCCUGGUGGAGGUGAGUCGGCUUCAGGAUAACAUUAUGAAGGACAUUGCAGAGCUACGACGAGAGGCGGAAGAGGCAGAAAAGAAGCAGUCUGAACUGGACAAGGUGGCUCAGAUCUUGGGAAUUAACAUUUUUGAUAAAUCCCAGAAGUCUUCAAAUGACAGUAAAGAGCCUACAGAGAAGUCUGAAAAAGCAGAAAAAGCUAAGAGCCCAGAAAAAAUGUCAUCCCCCUCAAGGUCCUCCAACAGCAAGGAAUCAAAGGUAAAUAAUGAGAAGUCUUGUGCUAAGAGCCCCAGGCCUGCUGAGAGCCCCCAACCAGAUCAGCCCAUUACUGCCUAUGAGUAUUAUGAUGCUGGCAAUCACUGGUGCAAAGACUGCAAUUCCAUUUGUGGAACCAUGUUUGACUUCUUCACCCAUAUGCACAAUAAGAAGCACACACAGACACUGGAUCCCUACAACAGACCUUGGGCUUCAAAGACCCAGAGUGAGGCCAAGCAAGAUGCUGUAAAGCGCACUGACAAGAUAACUGUUCCUGCAAAAGGCUCUGAGUUCCUGAUACCCAUCACUGGAUAUUACUGCCAGCUCUGUGAGGAAUUUUUUGGGGAUCCAAUUUCUGGAGAGCAACAUGUGAAAGGUCACCAACACAAUGAGAAAUACAAGAAAUAUGUGGAUGAAAACCCAUUAUAUGAGGAGCGGCGGAAUCUGGACCGCCAAGCUGGCUUGGCUGUGGUCCUAGAGACAGAACGGCGACGGCAGAGUGAGCUUAAGCGCAAACUUAGUGAGAAACCAAAGGAGGAGAAGAAAGAAAAAAAGGCAAAGGUCAUGAAGGAAGUAAAGGAAGAUGACAAGGUCUCUCAGGAAUUAGAGAACCAACUCUCUGAGGGUGGGAACUCCCCUGAAAAGGCUGAAAAUAAAAGGAAAGCUAGCACCAAACUCCAAUUAAAAGAAGAAGUAAAGAAGGAAUCACCAGUAUCUUCCUCUUUUGGAAAAUUCAGCUGGAAGAAGCUAGAAAGAGAGGAUGAGAGAAGUUCAGUGGUGGCCCCCAGUAUCCCUAAGGAAGACAUUGUGGAAAGCAUUAAGGACAAAGAAGAUGGCAAAGCUGAAGCUGGGAAGGCAAAGCCAAUCAAAAUCAAGCUCUCUGGGAAAACUGUUGUUGCACAUACCAGCCCUUGGAUGCCUGUUGUGACAACUUCAACCCUGACUAAGAUCCGACCCAACCUGCCUAUUCCGUCCACAGUACUCCGCAAGUCAAGUUCAGCCACAGUGAGCAAGCCAGCUCCUCUUAACACCUUUCUAUCUAUCAAAUCCUCUGGAACGACCGCUAAGCCUCUGCCAGUGGUCAGAGAGUCUUCAUCUGAUAUUCUCUUGCCUCCAGACAUCAUCUCCAAAGCUUUUGGAGGGGAAGAGGUGAUUCUAAAAGGGUCUCCAGAGGAAAAAAUGGUGCUGGCUGAAAAGAAUGAGCCAUCCCAUAUACCUGAGCAAAUGCUACCACCUCUUCCACCACCCCCUCCACCACCCCCUCCACCACCCCCAGUUUUACCUCAUCCAGCUGCCCCAUCUCCUGCUCAAGCAAAUGCUGUCUUGGCUCCAGUAAAAUCAAACCCAGCUGUGUCUCAGGCUCUCAGCCCUGGCUUUCUGGCUCCUAACAUUUUGAACCCGGUAUUGCCUGUAGCCAUCGUGGCCUCAGCACAGCCAGCUGCCAUUCCUUCUGAUGAGACUGCUCCUGGGGUGAGUGAGAGCGACCGGGACCAGGCCCUGUUCUCUUUGUUAGUGCGUCCUCCUCCACCACUCUCAAGCGUGUUUAGUGAACAAGCCAAAAAAUUGGAGAAGCGAAAUUCAUGCUUAGCCACGGCCAAUGCUAAGGACCUAUAUGACAUAUUCUACAGCAGUGGUGGAAAAGGGGCCCCUGAGACUAAGCUGAGCAGUGGUCCAUUGGCCAAUGGGGAAAAUGGCAACCUCUCCAGAGCGGAAAGUUCAAACAACUCUUCCACUUCUACUUUGAACAGCAGUGCAUCCCAAGAGCAAUUGCCCCAAGAUAGAGGUUUAGUCACUGCUCCUUUAGUCAGCAGCCCUGAAAAGCCCAUUGCAAAAACUGUGGUGUCCCUAGGGAAAUGGUCAGUUGUAGAACACAUAGACCAAAAAAGCAGAGACAGCAGCCAUGGCUUCCUACAGCCUCUGACAAGGUUGUGCCAAAGCAAGCAUUAUGAAACUAUUACGCCAAAGACAGAUACUUUGGCCAUGUGGACGUCUAGCUCCUUCCAGAGUGACGCUAAUAAGGAUAUGCCUUCAGAGGGAAAAAUCAAGCUGGACUUGGGAGAGCCAGGGCCACCUGGUAUAGAGCCAGCCCCUCAGCGGUCAGAUACACACUGUCCUACCAUGGGAUCUCAGAAGUUAUUGGCAGUCCACCUCAUAGAAUCUGGUAACCAGGAUGAGGAAAACCAAGAGCUCCACCAGUCUGAGGAUUGUAGAGAAGGUGAGGUAGAGACAAACACUGCACUAAAAAAAACAGGAGCAAAGCUCUCUAAGGGGAUGGUCGAAGAGGGAGUUGGUAUCAACCUUAAGCCCCACAGCAUAGAGAAUUCUAAUUUGAAUGAUGGAAACAGAUACAUGUGGGAGGGAGAAGCGGAACAGCCCAAGUUGCUGAUGACUGACAGAGAGGCUGAACAGCCCAAGAAAUUGAUGAAAGGAAGUGAAACUCAAAGUAAAGUAGUGAUCGAAUUGAGUGCACGGGCUGUCUCUUCCACAAAGGCAAAAAGAGACUCAUUUCCAUCAGAUGUUAGAUCUUUACUCCAGAAUCCACAAGAUAAACCUGUGAAGAAUUCUGCCCCAAAAUUGCUUCUUCAGUCCUCAGUCAGGUCAGAUACGUGUUUAACAGAUAGUCCACAGGAGCAAGGAGUUUCAGUUGGUAGUGAAGAAUGGCUAGAAAAUUCAGCUCCAGAGUCAGCUUCUAAAAUUUCUAGGUACAGAAGUCUCAAACUCAAGAGAGAAAGAUCAAAAGGCCUUCAGGGUAAAAUGAUCUAUGGACUGGCUGUUUGGGAUGAGAACAUGAAGAAGCCAGAGACCUGGGGGAACCCAGAAAAACCAGAAUCAGAAGCCCUGGAGCUAAGAGGUGUCCAUCCAGAAUUAACAGUGACGAUAGAAAGCAAGACCUCACAAGACUUUGAAACUACAGACUUAAAAUUAGAGGAGCUUGCUGCCCUGGGGAAUAUGGGGGAUAUCUGUGUUGAUUUCUGCAGUACUCAGGUAGAACCAGCACAUAGAUCCCCAACUGCUGUGUCUCAGAAACUGUGUCAGGAAAAUUCUGCAUCACUUAUAGGAUGUAAUCCCUCCACUCCUGCUGACUUUGAACCAAUCCCAUCCUUUCCUGGGUUUCCAUUAGAUUCUUCAAAACCCUUGGUGCUUAACUUUGGGGCAGAGGGUGAGCAAAACUCAUCUAAUCCCAGAAAUGGGAGGAUCACUCCUAACAUUUUGAAAACUCGACUGCCUAUAGAAAAUGUUGACCUUGGUUUGGGGAGCCUAGAGGUAACACACCAGGCCCUUGACCUCUUAGCAGGAGGAAGGUUGCCUGAGGAAGUAGAAGAAACUUCCCAAUUAGAGAAACAAGAGUCACUCAGAUUGGAAUCAGAAACAAUUAACUCUUCAGGCCUUGGGCCAUCUCCUUGCCUUCCAGACCUUGUUGACUUUGUCACACGGACAUCUGGAGUUCAGAAAGACAAGCUGUGUUCUCCUCUCUCCGAGCCAGGUGACCCUCCUGAGUGUAGCUCUCUGGAGAUGGGACCACUACAGCUAGAAAUACCGAAUGCAUCUAUCACAGAGGUAGCAAUUCCUCAAGUAGAUGAGGACAAUUCAAGGUCCCUUCCAAGGGAGCAGGUAGUUGGAGGUAAUCUAGUCCCUCAGCAAAUGCCUGCACAAGAAGCUACAGUUGAUGCCGUCCAGGAACUCAUGGAAUCCAGUGUUCACAACUAAAAGAAUAUAUACCCAGAGCUACUUGUGGAUGAAUCAAAUUGGCUUCUAGAAAUCAGGUGCCCAGAUGACCCAGUGCUAUUUGGCUAUCUCCUCUGGAAGCUACAUGAAGAGAUGUCAGCAUCUUUCAGCAAAUGGCCAUGGAAGCUAAAAAGUUUACCUCCUUUCCUUUUAUUCCUUUUCCCUUAAAAUACCUGACAAAUCAAUCAUAACUACUUCUAUACAUAUCUGUAAAAUAUUUUCUGUUAAUUCUUUUUGACCAUUUAUUUUCUCCUACUUUGUCAUUAAAAUCAAAUGUCUAUCUGACUGUCCGCAUAGUGUGCUUUGAUUGUAUUUUGACUUUGUAAUUUCUGGAACGUGGGGGAGGAGGGAGACAGAGCUGACUUCUCCAAUUGCUGUGUUGUAUUCCCACCCAAUUUCCUGGGCAGCUGAUGAAUCUCUGGGAGAAACACCACAUAGCUUUCUGAAAUGGAAAACUUCUACUGAUGAAGGAAGAAUUGUUCAUCUCUUAGGCUUCCAGUUUGGAUGGGCCUGCCUUAACAUUGUUUGAAAUGCAGCGUGAGUAGCUCUUUUGUUUACUGUUUACUUCCCUGUGGCAUGUCAGCCCCCAUACUUCCCUUACUGUGUAGACUUUGCUGGAGACAUCCUGCCAACCCACAAACCUGUUUGGAAAUGGCCUCAAUAAACAUGGAAGAAAAUCUAGCAGACUCACUUUUGGAAGACAACAAAUCGGUAAGGCUUAUUCAUGACUCAAUGCCAGAAGCAGAUACACUUUUUGGGUCACUUUUGUUUUUGAAAUGGCCUUUAGUUCUUUGUAUUGUGAUCCAGCAACACUUUGUGGUAAACUGUUUGGCAGCCAUUUCUGUUCUGAAGAGGUAGACUAUCUGAAACUUGUCUUGGGACCGGACUCAUUCUCUGUUUCACAAACGCACAUGUAUCUCCUCUACCUCUCCCUUUCCCAAGUUAUUUCCACCAUAGUGUGAUGUUUUGGGUUGUACAUUUUGUUAAAAAGAUUAAAGAAUUCGUGUGUUGGCUUGGACAAAUUUAACUUUAUUUUUAAUGUGUUAAUUACUUGGAAUAAAUGCAUUAAUCUCAUGUUUCUUUCUGGAUUUUUUGUUUUGAAACUACACACAUUUGAACUCUGGAAAACUAGAACAAUGAACCCCUGCUGCUGCCCUGUUGUCUCCUCACCCUCACUCCCACCCCGCAGACAUUCUUUCUCCAUUUGUGAGAGCUACUUCCAGCAUGGUUAGAAUGUUAAAUUAUAUAGUGUGUGCCCCACUGCUGCCUGGAUGGGUAGUGACUGUGCAGUGGUGGUCAGGUAUUGGUUGUGAAGCUUUUUACACACCCUUAUGCUGGCUUUGCCCAGGAGCCUCUGGAAACUGAGCUCUCCAAGGACACACAUGGUCUUGCUGAGGGCCCUCUUGGGAGUCACGAAAUUCAGUCCUCAGAUUUUCUAAUCUCUGUCCCAUUUUUUUCUUGACAUCCCUGUUGUCAGCAGUUUGUAACGUGGCUCAACAGAGGCUUCAGAGUCCUACUUCCCCACCCACUCCUCAAAAAUAAUGCAAAGUUGCCGGUUUUUUCCCAUAAGACUUCGUAUUUCUGUUUUCUUGUCUGCAGAGCUGCAGAAUCCCUAGGUUGAGUUUCGGAAGGCUAUUUAAUUUUUCAAGAGCCUUGACUAAUGGCAAUUUUGGAGUUCUCCUGUCCUUUCUUCAUCAUGCUGUGGAAAGGGUGGGGAGAGUUAGAUCCUUAAAUAUGCCUCAGCCGUUCGCCUUGCUGUCAUUUUGGAUAAGUUACUUUACCAUGCCACAGAUUUUGUAUUUCUUCUGUAUGAUGAGGAUCAUUCUUUCCAUCCCAGGACUAAAUGUGUACAGGGUUAGGCUAUCCUGAGUAAUCUUCCUAGGUCUGCUUUUUAGGCUGAAGCCUGAGUUCAGUGUACUUUUCUGGCCUGGAAACCAGACUGACUCAGAAGAUGCUUAUAGAAGAGCUUAAACCCAGGUGAGCUGCAGAGAUAAUAUUUGUUUCUCCAGAGAAUACCUCCUUCCCAAUCUAGAAGGCUAUCUACAGGAAUUCAGGGAACAUAAGAGUUUAAAUUGCCAGUUUGUAUUGAUUUUCAGGCCUGUUCACUUAGUAAGUACCACUUCCCUUUGGGGAGAGACAGGUGGGUUUAGGGAAAGUGGGAAGGGGUUACCAUAUCCAGAUCCCAGUCCUAACCUCACCCUGUCUCAGUGGGAGUCAGAAUCUUACUCUCUAGGUUAGGAGGGGGCCACUUAAAAGGGUUAGGAAAGGAAAGAGCAAAUCUAGGAAGGACAAGUAGCUGGGACUGGAGUACUUGGAGCUUUAGCUUUGGUAGCAGCUCCUUUUGUACUCAGCCACUCUCAAAUGGUAGUCUCUCUGACACUGUAACUUCAGGCUUUGCACCAAAGACAUUUACCAAUCUUGGGCUUUUUCUAGAAUGAUGCCAACUUCUAGAGUUGAUAGGAGCCCUGAUGGUGUAGUGGUUAAGCACUUGGCUGCUAACCAGCAGGUUGGCAGUUUGAACCCACCAGCUACUCCACAGGAGAAAGAUGAGGCAGUCUGUUU